Messenger RNA from Schizosaccharomyces cryophilus OY26, 1852 nucleotides. Its product is annotated as UDP-glucose 4-epimerase Gal10. The transcript is spliced from 3 exons. Lineage: Eukaryota; Fungi; Ascomycota; Schizosaccharomycetes; Schizosaccharomycetales; Schizosaccharomycetaceae. Gene Ontology annotation, molecular function: UDP-glucose 4-epimerase activity. The coding region runs from base 102 to 1178 and encodes 358 amino acids. Gene Ontology annotation, biological process: beta-D-galactose catabolic process via UDP-galactose, Leloir pathway. Gene Ontology annotation, cellular component: cytosol. The record is from RefSeq and is a predicted model, not a curated record.
GAGGAAUUAAGCGGUAUUUCGCUUAAAUACGUUGUAAUAGUACACAACCUCAGCAAAACACAACUUUUACAAAAAAAUUGAAUAUUGACGGUUUUCUACAGAUGACUCGGGAAACUGGUAAUACUGUCUUGGUGACCGGCGGUGCUGGAUAUAUUGGCUCUCAUACGGUAAUCGUCUUGUUGGAGAAGGGAUACAAUGUUGUUAUUGUUGACAAUUUGUGUAAUUCCAGAUUCGAAGCUAUUAAGCGAAUCCAAAAGUUGUCAGGGAAAGACCUUAUAUUUUAUAGGGUUGAUUUAUUGAAUGAGAAAGAUUUGGACGAGGUGUUUUCAAAACACCCAGUCUCCUCUGUAAUCCAUUUUGCAGGAUUAAAGGCAGUGGGUGAGUCAGUAAAAAUCCCCCUUACCUAUUACAAAAACAACAUUACUGGCACUGUUCACUUGCUGGAAUGCAUGAAAAGACAUAAUGUUACAGAUUUUGUGUUUUCUUCGUCCGCAACCGUUUAUGGUGAUCCUACUCGUCCUGGUGGAACCAUUCCCAUUCCUGAGUCAUGUCCUCGUGAGGCUGCCAAUCCCUAUGGAAAAACCAAGCUUUUCAUUGAAAACCUCAUUGAGGACGAGUGCAAAGCUUCCGGAUCAUUAAACGCCGCGCUUCUUCGCUACUUCAAUCCAGGUGGUGCUCAUCCAACUGGUGAAUUGGGUGAAGAUCCUUUGGGCGUCCCAAACAAUCUCAUUCCUUAUAUUGCGCAAGUUGCUGUCGGCCGUCGGGAAUAUUUGAGUGUCUUUGGUAAUGAUUAUCCGACUCCCGAUGGAACUCCUAUUCGUGAUUAUAUUCACGUCUGCGAUCUUGCAGAAGCUCAUGUUGCUUCUUUAGCCUAUUUACAACGAAAUUAUGUUGGAUGCCGUGCUUGGAAUUUGGGUUCUGGUACUGGCAGUACGGUUUUGCAAAUCCAUCGUGCUUUUUCCAAGGCUGUCGGAACGGAACUUCCUUACAAGAUUGACCCUAGACGUGAUGGCGACGUUGUUAACUUGACUGCUGAUCCAAAGCGCGCUAAUGAAGAACUCAAAUGGAAGACCAAUCGAAGUAUUGAUGAAAUAUGUGCUGACGUCUGGAAUUGGCAACGUAAGCAUCCUUAUGGCUUUGACUUUUACAAGGCUAAUUCUGAUGCCAAUUUAAAAUAAUUCUAGCCUGUAUUACUAUAACAAACAAAAGAAAAGGUCGUAAUUGGAAUUUGCUCUCAGCUUGUUUGUUUUAAUUUUCGCUUUUUCGUUUUUUUUUUCGCUCCUGUUUAUACUAUUAAUUAUUUAAUUCACGAAUUAGUCUUGGGGUUCAUAAGUUUUACUGAAAAUUUCCUGUCUGAUUAAAGUACGUGACCUACACUCGUUUUGACAUGAUGUACAAAGUAUUGUGUCCUUUUUUUUUCUUUCUAACUAUCCAUUGAGCUAUUUUCCUUCUUUUUCAGAAAACUUGUGCAUGCUGUUAAUUUACGAUCCUCUCUUUUAAUAAAUUAUUGGUUGUGGCCAUGUUUCGGAACGUAAUUUAGUUAUUCUUUUCUAUUUUCUUUUUAUUUCCUUUAUUUUCCUAAAUAUUAUCUUUGUACUUGCAAUAAUGAAAGGAAAUAAAAGAAAGGUCAAAUUACCCUAGUUACCGACAAAGCAUUAUGUAGAAACCGAUUAAAGGCGUAUUAAAUUCUUUAUUUAAAUUAUUUCGAAGAAUUUUUUACCAAGUGGUUUUCUUGUAAUAUACACGGUAAACCCUACAUAAGAAUUGCGCACAAGGUAUCCAUCCAUGCACACAGAAUACCAACACUGUUGACAUUACAUAAAAGGGUACUAUUAGCUAUAUCUGCCUGUCA